Messenger RNA from Phycomyces blakesleeanus NRRL 1555(-), 306 nucleotides. RefSeq lists its product as hypothetical. Bases 1 to 306 code for a protein of 101 amino acids. The transcript is spliced from 4 exons. NCBI's taxonomy places the organism in Eukaryota, Fungi, Mucoromycota, Mucoromycetes, Mucorales, Phycomycetaceae. The record is from RefSeq and is a predicted model, not a curated record.
AUGGGCAGACUCGAUUCAAGCGGUGUAUUCCCAAAACAAGUUAUGGAGUUAAUCAGACAAAUGUGUAUCAAACUUCCAACUAGAAUAUAUGGUAGUGAUUUGUCUAAAACAAAUAAUGGAAUAAUAAUGUGUUACAAGGGUACUAUUUCAAAGCUUAGUCGCAGGUUCAUGGCUAUUCUAAGAAUUUCUGUUUGGAAGUUGGCUGAGAAACCACAGCUCUUUAAUAAACGGUUAAGUAUAUAUGAUGUACACACUAAAGAUGUAGGCAUAAGAAUCUAUCAACUCAAUAAUGAAUAUGAUAGCUGA